This is a messenger RNA of Ophidiomyces ophidiicola, 2046 nucleotides long. RefSeq names its product Mitochondrial Translation Optimization (gene MTO1). The transcript is spliced from 2 exons. The coding region runs from base 1 to 2046 and encodes 681 amino acids. Gene Ontology annotation, molecular function: flavin adenine dinucleotide binding. Gene Ontology annotation, biological process: tRNA wobble uridine modification; tRNA methylation. NCBI's taxonomy places the organism in Eukaryota, Fungi, Ascomycota, Eurotiomycetes, Onygenales, Onygenaceae. The record is from RefSeq and is a predicted model, not a curated record. Gene Ontology annotation, cellular component: cytosol.
AUGGCUAGCAUCAGGCUUCUAACGCCAAGUGUGAGGCCAUGUUUUCCGUGCAGGAAGUCGGCGUGGGGCCGUAGGACCUUUGCCACCAUCACAGAUGGCCCGCGACCCUUUGAUGUCGUGGUCAUUGGGGGUGGACAUGCUGGCUCGGAAGCGUGUGCUGCAGCCUCUCGGGCCGGUGCUCGAACGGCACUCGUCACGCCCUCCCGUUCUAAUAUCGGCGUUUGCUCAUGCAACCCAAGUUUCGGCGGGAUCGGAAAGGGAACGAUGAUUCGGGAGAUCGACGCUUUAGACGGUGUUGCGGGAAGGGUUGUGGACAAGGCUGGGAUUCAGUUUCGAAUGCUGAAUAGAUCCAAGGGCCCGGCCGUCUGGGGCCCGCGGGCGCAAAUUGAUCGUGAUUUAUACAAAAGAUUCAUGCUCGAUGAACUAUCCAACUACCCUGGGUUAAGCAUUGUGGAAGGAAAAGUGGCCGACAUUAUCGUCUCGAAGGAUGGCCUAGACAGCUUUCCUGGCGCCAAGGGCAAGAUUGUCGGAGUGAAGCUAGAAUCAGGGGAGAUCAUACCUACCGGACGGGUGGUAAUUACAACGGGAACGUUUCUUGGAGGUGAAAUUCACAUUGGCCUCAAAGUCUUCCCGUCUGGUCGAAUGGGAGAAGCGGCGACCUUUGGGCUGAGCAAGUCGCUGCGGGACGCGGGCUUUCAGCUUGGACGCUUGAAGACCGGAACACCACCUCGGCUGGACGGAAAGACCAUCGAUUUUUCUGCUCUCGAGGUUCAACCUGGUGAUUCUCCUCCAAGCCCUUUCUCUUAUCUCAAUGACACGGUGGCUGUGGGCGACGAAGGCCAGCUAUCCUGCUGGUCGACUUAUACGAACGAGAACGCCCAUGAGAUUGUGCGACAGAAUUUGCAUAAUUCGGUACAUAUCCGCGAGACGGUUAAGGGUCCCCGAUACUGUCCCUCCUUGGAGUCCAAGAUAAUACGGUUCCAAGAUAAAUCGAGACAUAUGAUCUGGCUUGAGCCUGAAGGGUUUGCCCCCAACGACGUGAUAUAUCCCAAUGGUAUCUCUAUGACGAUUCCAGCCGAUGCGCAGUACGAAAUGCUUCGGACGAUACAAGGCCUAGAGAACGUCAAGAUGCUUCAGCCGGGCUACGGGGUGGAGUACGACUACGUUGACCCUCGAUCCCUGCGACCUACUCUCGAGACAAAACUUAUAGGCGGCCUCUACCUUGCUGGCCAGAUUAAUGGUACAACGGGCUACGAAGAAGCAGCAGGGCAGGGCAUUCUAGCUGGGAUCAAUGCCGGUCUAGCCUCUCAAUCCAAGCCUCCCAUGACCCUUUCCCGUUCUGACGGCUUCAUUGGCAUCAUGGUAGACGACCUGAUAACGAAAGGCGUCACAGAACCAUACCGCAUGUUUACAACUCGCAGUGAAUAUCGCAUCUCUACCCGAUCUGACAAUGCCGAUCUGCGGCUCACCGAAAAGGGACGUGCAGCAGGAGUGAUUUCCGAUACACGUUGGGAACAUUUCAGUGAUACUAAAAACGAGUUGACUGAGUUACAGACGCUGCUCGAAAACACCAAAUACCCUUCGUCGAUGUGGUCUAGGAAGGGCUUUCAGGUUCAUAUGGAUUCGAGUCUACGCUCCGCAUUUGAUCUUCUGUGUCUGAGCAACGCGGAUAUCAACAACAUUAUUCCCCAUAUCAAUUCCCCAAGUGGCAUAGCUUACACCCCUAACUCGUUCAGCCCCAAGAUCAAGGCCCGUCUUACGAUCGAAGGGAUUUAUGCUCCGCAUGUCAAACGACAAGCGAACAGUGCGCGACUCUUCGCUCGUGACGAGGCUCUCCUUCUCCCGUCUGAGCUAGAUUACUCUAAGGUCCACGGUUUGAGCAGUGAGGAACGCCAUGCGCUAGAGAAAGUACGGCCUGAGAGCGUGGGCAUGGCCCGGCGCAUCGAAGGUGUUACCCCCACAGGCGCUCUUCGACUCCUCAUGUAUGUGCGCAAAAGUGGUGUUUGGGGAAGCAGGGAAGACGCCAAAGUGGAAGGCAGUGGGUGA